This is a messenger RNA of Fusarium keratoplasticum, 1149 nucleotides long. RefSeq lists its product as uncharacterized. The transcript has 5 exons. NCBI's taxonomy places the organism in Eukaryota, Fungi, Ascomycota, Sordariomycetes, Hypocreales, Nectriaceae. The record is from RefSeq and is a predicted model, not a curated record. Bases 1 to 1149 code for a protein of 382 amino acids.
AUGGAAUCCGGUUCAGUGCAAGACAGAUCAGCCACCCUGAUCGGUGUUGUUGUGAUGCUGCUGGUCAUCACGACGGUGGUUGUUGUACUCCGCUUGUGGACUCGAUAUGUCAUCCUCAAUCAGCUCGGAGCAGACGACUUUCUCGCUCUCAUUUCUCUGUUGGUGGUUAUUGGCUGCGGAAUAGCCAUAAUUCUAGAAACCCGCUAUGGCCUCGGAAAACAUGUUUCUCCAGACAUUCUCAAGACCGCCUCCCUCUAUUUGAAGAACUUUUACGUCGCCGUGGUGCUCUACGCGGCUUCCCUCUUAUUCAUCAAGUUGACUUUUCUCCUCCAUUACUACCGACUCCUAGCUAUUCAGGGAAUGAAGAAGGUCUACCAGGCUGCCAUCGCCAUUGUCGGCAGCUGGGCCCUGUCCCAGGUUCUUCUUGGCAUAUUCGUAUGCCGUCCGAUCCACGGGUUCUGGGACAAGACGGUGGACGCGAAAUGCAUCCCGAAUCAGCCACAAUGGUACAUCAACGCGGCCGGAAACAUCGUGACGGACGUCAUGGUGUUUUUGUUACCGAUACCCGCCAUUAGAAGCCUGAGACUACCUCGGACUCAAAAGUUCAUCCUCGCUGGCAUCUUCAGUCUAGGCUUCUUCACAGUGAUUCUCUCCGCCAUUCGCAUAGAGUACCUCCAAGACUUUGAGGACUUUACGUGGAAACACGUAGAGUCGAACUUGUGGUCGAUGGCUGAGCUUACAUCGGCCCUAAUUUGUGCCUGUCUCCCAACACUACGGCCCUUCGUCGUCCGUUACUUCCCAGGUCUAGCCUCCAAGUUUACAAGAUCUAGUGGUGGUUAUAGGGGAGGCCAUGGGAGCAGAAUUCAUUCUACUCCAGGGAAGUCAUCCAAGUCUACAGGUCGUGGUGCAGACCGGCUAUUUAACGAUAACAAUGCAACUUUCGAGAUGCAGCGGCAGUAUAGCAGCGACGGGAUUGGUUAUAGUAGACACCGGUCAGAUGAAGACUUGGUGGCUAUGUGGCCGGCUGAUGUUAUCAACGCUGCAGCUGUUGAGCCAGGUUCAGUCCGAAAUGUGCCUAUUCGAGGCAUCAAGGUCAAGACCGAGACCUUUCAGACCGUUGCAAAGAUAGACCGGGAGAGGAGCCUCUAA